Molecule: messenger RNA, 1939 nt
Organism: Tripterygium wilfordii
Lineage: Eukaryota; Viridiplantae; Streptophyta; Magnoliopsida; Celastrales; Celastraceae
Exons: 6
Coding region: 277-1482 (401 amino acids)
Biological process (GO): endoplasmic reticulum tubular network organization
Cellular component (GO): endoplasmic reticulum tubular network
Source: RefSeq, a predicted model, not a curated record
UGUCCAAGCUAAAGCUUGCGUUCUCGUUCACCUUGGCAUUGACAGCUUAACACGGCAUUCCGCGUUUACGGUUUACCCAACACCAACGUCAACAGGGUCGAUUCAUUGCUCUUGCCUCCCAACAACAUCUUCACUCUCUCUCCUUCCAACAACACCAAUAACAAUAAGGCGAACGAGUUUUCUAGAAUUACAAGUGACCGUCUCAGAUCUGACAACUCCCCUUCAGCUUCAUCAACAUCAACGUUUCUGCUUUCCAGAUUUUCAUAAUUCGUUGCCAUGGCCGACGAUGAGGACAAGAAAGACUCAAAUGAUGCCACUUCUGCUCCCGAUGCUACUAAGAACAAGACCAAACGGUCGGGAAACAUCUUCUCGCGGAUCUUCAACGUCUUUCGUCUACACGGCGACGAUUUUGAGAAGAGACUCCAGUAUAUAUCCAAGGAAGAAGCAUCGGUUCUUUCCAGAAUGAAACGAAGAUCGCGUGCUAAGACCAGGAUCACUCGCAACCUCAUUAUUUUCUCCGUCCUUUUUGAGGUAGUUGCAGUCGGUUAUGCAAUCGUGACGACAAGAUCCAUGGAUCUCAAUUGGAAGAUGAGGGCAUUUCGAGUUUUGCCUAUGUUUCUUUUGCCUGCUUUAUCCGCGCUUAUCUAUUCAGCAUUUCUGAGCUUUGCUAGAAUGUGUGAUCGCAGGGACCAGAAAACUCUGGAAAGACUUCGGGCUGAAAGGCAAGCAAAAAUUGAUGAACUUAAAGAGAAGACAAAUUAUUAUACCACACAACAGCUCAUUCAGAGAUAUGAUCCUGAUCCAGCUGCAAAGGCAGCUGCUGCAACUGUCCUGGCAUCUAAGCUCGGUGCUGAUUCUGGCUUGAAAGUGUACCUGGGAGAUGAAUCUAAGCUUAAUGUCCCAACAGCGAAGAGCAAUGAUGUUGAAGUUGUGCAGUCUAGUGGCCUUCGAAAUCGGAAGCAAGUCCACACUCGAACCAGUAGCACGGGGAGCACUCCGUCACAUAAUUCUGAAGAAGAAACACAUCGUCCCUUUAGUAGUGAGGUUGCGGGAGCUUCGGAGCAUAACCAGCUGGUUGUUGUUGAUCAUUACAAUCCUCAGGGAUCAACUGCACAAGAUGGUGGAUGGAUUGCUCGAAUUGCUGCACUACUUGUGGGAGAGGAUCCGACGCAGUCAUAUGCCCUCAUUUGUGGUAACUGUCAUAUGCACAAUGGGCUUGCAAGGAAAGAGGAUUUCCCCUACAUAACUUAUUACUGCCCACAUUGUCAUGCUCUGAAUAGGCCAAAAAACUUGGAAGAGCAUAUCUCAGGUUCUAAUUCUCCUAACAUGAGCUCAUUGAGAAUGGCUGGGGCUGCUGAUUUGGUUAGUACUGCUGGUGGUUCUGGGACUGACAGUGUAAUUACCAGUAAGAGCCCUGUAAAAUCCGGUUCAGAGAUGGAAGAAGUAAAUGAAAGGGCGGCAUCAGGGGAGCUAGUUAGUUAGAAGGCAGAUUUACGGAACUCAGAAACUGGGAGAGAUUUAUGUUUAGUAGGUGUGGCCCUUGGUACUUUUUUUGUGGUUCUCUCAACGUCUUUCAUAUUUAGGUUUGGCACUUGUUGGCGCUAGGAUCAGAAAUAGUUGGGCAACUUGGUGGUUGAUUUUUUGCUUUGAAACUCUUUUGUGCUCUAUAGUGUAUCAUAGGUUACGUUGCUGUUGUGAUCAUGCAAUUUGUUCCCUUUUCCAAUUUUCCGCUUGCUUCUUCGUUAUCCUCUAUUUCUCAGUUUGGACCUUCAGGCCAUUGCUUGUUUUAUUGUGUUCCGUGGUAAUGGCGGUAGUUAUAUGGAUCUAUGAGUCGGGGCCUGGAGUGGGAAUAGGAAGAUGUGUAUGAAUAAUAUUGGAAAUAUAGAGGCUGUCUGUGUUCGUGAAUUCUCAGGAUCCACGUAAUUUGUGUAUUUAGUUA